Rotaria socialis is the source of this 711-nucleotide messenger RNA. The record is from the annotation of a GenBank genome assembly. NCBI's taxonomy places the organism in Eukaryota, Metazoa, Rotifera, Eurotatoria, Philodinida, Philodinidae.
AUGUUUAGAGGCUAUUCAUUAAUUAGCACUAUAUUAAGUGGUAUAACAUUAAUUUUUGGCAGUACUCUGAUAGUCGCUGGAUCGAUUUGUACGAGUGAUACAUAUUUCCUUCGACAUGGAUGGCAACAGAUAUAUGCAUUAUCAAUUUGUAGUAUUAUAGUUGGCGUUUUAACUUUUGUAUUUGCGGCUGGCCUUUUAUAUGUUGUCAAUCAUAAACUUCCAGCAUUGACAACAGUCAUUUCAAUUUCAAUUCUAGUUGUUUCUGUUUUUGCUGUAAUCUGUCUUAUUAUUCUUGGAGUAGGCAUUGGUGAUCUUAAACGUCAUACGUACAACGAAACUCAGAGUAUCCUUAAUAGAUAUUCCACUUUAGGUGGAGUCGUUGGUUCGCAAGAAAUCGUUGGUAGAAUUCAAGAAUCAUUCGGAUGUUGUUCUGUUAACCAAGUAAACAAUAGAGGCAUUGCAUUAUCCAAUACAUUGGCUACUAAGAAUUCAUGUUGUUUUACAUUAGUUUCAGACUUUAAGAAAACUGCUGUUCUCACAGUAGAACAAAUCCAGUCGAAUGGUUUUUCUCAACCAAUUUUCUAUUAUGUUCGCAAACGAUAUAUUAUACUUAUUACUCUAAAUACCAUAGUUACUAUAUUAUUAUUGGCUACUGCAAUAUCUGGAUUAAUUUUUGAACAUGAUAUUCGACAGCAGUAUGUACUGAUGUAA